Messenger RNA from Entamoeba invadens IP1, 1197 nucleotides. RefSeq lists its product as hypothetical. Gene Ontology annotation, cellular component: TRC complex; membrane. Gene Ontology annotation, molecular function: protein binding; molecular adaptor activity. Lineage: Eukaryota; Evosea; Mastigamoebida; Endamoebidae. The transcript has a single exon. The coding region runs from base 1 to 1197 and encodes 398 amino acids. The record is from RefSeq and is a predicted model, not a curated record. Gene Ontology annotation, biological process: post-translational protein targeting to endoplasmic reticulum membrane.
AUGAGUGGGAGGAGUGCUAGUCAAACGAAUGAAAAUGUCCCACUUCCACAACAACUUCAAGAUAUCAAAAAUGCGAUUGACACUGCAAAGAAGAACGGGAUACUACCAAAGGAAAUCAGGAAGUAUCGGGAAAUGCUGGAGAAGUUGUUGAAAUACGAGCCGAAUAACAUGGAACUGAUAAAGUUGUACGAACAAAUCAAAGAACUCGACGAGAAGAAGUUUGAUCCAUUUAGUAUGUUCAAAGGAUGGAAGGAGAAGUUGGAAGCACAUCCGAAGACUCAAGAAUAUAUGAAGGACGAGAGUUUUGUCGAGUAUUUAAGUGACUAUGUCGAUAACCCUUUAUUACUAAGGUCUGGCAUAAAAGAUCCCAAGCUUGCGGAAUGCUUGAUGGUACUCAUGGGAGUCGACCCAUCCAUGUUUAUGAAAAAGAGUGAAGAAGAGAAAAAGGCUGAAGUUGAACGGAAGAAGGACGAGAUGAUCAAAAAGGAAAUGGAGAAAGAGAUGGAAGAGAAAGGAAUUCAUGUUGAGAAAAACGAUAUUUCAGAGGACCAAAAGAGUUUUGUCGACUCUAUUAUGGAACACAAAAAGAGAACAACAAAGGAACCUGAAAGUAAUGAAGAAAGACAAAAACUUGCUGUUAUAGAGAAGAAUAAAGGAAACGAAUUCUACAAGAAAAAGAUGUUUAAAGAGGCAAUAGAAUGUUACAACAGAGCAAUCACUCUUGAUAAAGGAAACAUCACUUAUCAGCUCAACAAAAGUGCCGUCUUCUUCGAAAUGAAAAACUGGAAAUUUGUCAUCCAAAUAUGCCAAAAUGUAAUCGACAAAAUCGAUUGUGAAAAAGAUAAGGAAAGACACGGAAGGAUCGCAAUGAGACUUGCGAACGCGUUUAUGGAGGAUGGGAAUAUCGAAAAUGCCGCAAAGUACUUCGACAUUGCAAGAAAAGACGAGUACCCUGGAGCAGAGGAAAAAUACCAAAAAGCGAAAAACGAGAAAGAAAAGAGGGAAGAGGAGAGCAAACUGAAGACACCAGUUGUGACACCGGAAAUAGAGAAAUUGCUCAUGUACGACGAAGUCAGGGAAAUAUUAAGAAACAUUAGAGCCGACCCAGAAUCACUCAAAAAGAUGAAGAAAGACCCAAAGAAAGUCGAGUUCAUAGAAAAGAUGAUACAAGUUGGGCUCUUACAAAGCCAAACAUAA